AGCUGGUGGAGCGACUCGUCGCGAACGCCUGAUGGAGUGACUCGCGCUCGCUCUCUGCCGUCUGAAGUCAGCCGACUGCCGACUGUCGUGUCACACUGUGUAAAGUGAUUCAAAUGUUAAUAAUGGUGCAGUUGUGAAGCGACUUCAACAAAUAUUCAAGGAAGAGGGUAUCCUGUGGCAGAGGGCGAGGCGAGCGGCGGGCGGCGGGCGCGACGCGCGCGAUGCUCUGACGCCAUGUGCGCGCCGACAUGCGCGCUCGCGCUCUGCCCGCCCGCGCGGCGAGACUGCUGCUGCUGGCGUUACUGCUGGCAGGCUGUGCUGGUAAUCCCGACGCCAAGCGCUUGUAUGACGACCUUCUCAGUAAUUACAACAAGUUAGUUCGGCCCGUUCUGAACGUCAGCGACGCGCUCACCGUACGCAUCAAACUCAAACUCAGUCAGCUCAUAGACGUCAAUCUCAAAAAUCAAAUUAUGACAACUAAUUUGUGGGUAGAGCAGAGUUGGUAUGAUUACAAGUUAUCUUGGGAGCCUCGUGAGUACGGUGGAGUAGAGAUGCUUCAUGUUCCCUCUGAUCACAUUUGGCGUCCGGAUAUAGUACUCUACAAUAAUGCGGAUGGGAACUUCGAGGUAACUUUAGCUACAAAAGCAACUCUGAACUACACCGGUCGUGUGGAAUGGCGCCCUCCAGCCAUCUAUAAGUCAUCUUGCGAAAUUGAUGUCGAAUAUUUUCCAUUCGACCAACAGACAUGUAUUAUGAAGUUUGGGUCUUGGACUUACGACGGCUUUCAGGUGGACUUACGGCAUAUUGACGAAGCACGUGGCACAAACGUGGUAGAACUAGGAGUCGACCUUAGCGAGUUCUAUACAUCUGUUGAGUGGGAUAUCUUAGAAGUACCCGCUGUUAGAAAUGAAAAGUUCUACACAUGUUGUGAUGAACCAUAUUUAGAUAUAACAUUCAACAUAACCAUGCGCCGCAAAACUCUCUUCUACACCGUAAAUCUUAUCAUACCUUGUAUGGGCAUUUCAUUCCUGACAGUUCUCGUUUUCUAUUUGCCUUCCGACAGCGGAGAGAAAGUUUCACUUUCUAUUUCCAUACUUCUCUCUCUGACCGUGUUCUUUUUACUGUUGGCUGAGAUAAUUCCUCCAACAUCACUUGUCGUACCGCUACUUGGGAAAUUCGUUCUCUUCACGAUGAUACUUGACACAUUCAGUAUUUGCGUGACAGUGGUAGUGUUGAAUGUACACUUCCGGUCACCACAGACACACACCAUGGCGCCGUGGGUGCGGCGUGUAUUCAUCCAUGUACUGCCAAGACUCUUAGUGAUGCGUCGCCCCCACUACCGCCUUGAUCCACAUCGCAGUCGAUUCGCCGGAGUCGUUGCUAGUGAAGGUUGGUCACCCAUAGUCGGUCCGGUGGGAAUGGGACCGACGGGCUCUAUGGGACAAAUGGGUCCACUAGGUCUCUCCGGAGUGACGGGUAGAAUGACGGGCGAGAUGGCAGGUGGCGCUAGUGAAGAUCUCUCGCCGACACCGGAAGCUUGCCGUGUUCAUGACGCUCCUGCGUUGUGUGACGCUUUGCGACGUUGGCACCGCUGCCCUGAACUACAUAAAGCCAUUGACGGCAUUAAUUACAUCGCGGAGCAGACACGCAAAGAAGAAGAAUCCACCAGGGUGAAAGAGGACUGGAAGUACGUCGCUAUGGUGUUGGAUCGGCUGUUUCUUUGGAUAUUUACCCUGGCUGUAUUAGUAGGAUCUGCCGGGAUAAUUCUUCAGGCGCCCACGCUAUACGACGAGCGCGCACCCAUCGAUGUGCGUCUCUCAGAGAUCGCCUACGCGGCGGCCAAGCCUCGUCCGCCUCCGCCGCGCUAGACUCGACACUGCUGAUCUGCGGACUUUUACACUUUACAUAAAACGAUACGCUCAGUUCGUUUGUUAUACUUUACCCUAACCGAAUGCUGAUAAUCAGCAUUCGGUCCGUCGCACUGCGUUUAUUAUGAUUAUUGUAAAUAAAAUAUAUUAUUAUAUAAAUAGUUUAUACGACGAAAUAAAGUGAUCGAAGAUAAGUCGAAUUUCUUUUGAUAGAGACGAAAUAAACUCGUUUGUUUACAAA
Danaus plexippus (monarch butterfly) is the source of this 2109-nucleotide messenger RNA. RefSeq names its product acetylcholine receptor subunit alpha-like (gene nAChRa3). The coding region runs from base 249 to 1868 and encodes 539 amino acids. NCBI's taxonomy places the organism in Eukaryota, Metazoa, Arthropoda, Insecta, Lepidoptera, Nymphalidae. The transcript is spliced from 11 exons. Gene Ontology annotation, molecular function: transmembrane signaling receptor activity; acetylcholine-gated monoatomic cation-selective channel activity. Gene Ontology annotation, biological process: chemical synaptic transmission; regulation of membrane potential; signal transduction. Gene Ontology annotation, cellular component: synapse; neuron projection; postsynaptic membrane. The record is from RefSeq and is a predicted model, not a curated record.